Astrephomene gubernaculifera is the source of this 1387-nucleotide messenger RNA. The record is from the annotation of a GenBank genome assembly. Lineage: Eukaryota; Viridiplantae; Chlorophyta; Chlorophyceae; Chlamydomonadales; Astrephomenaceae.
CAGCCCGCGUGGCAACUUGCACUUACAACAGCAAAGAUGGCCGCCGCCAGGCCCCUGGUUUCUGUGAUUAACAUUGAGACGGGCGAGGCUGCGGAGCAGACGGCCCUGCCGGCCGUCUUCACCGCGCCCAUCCGCCCCGACAUUGUGCGCACCAUCCACACCAACAUGGCGAAGAACAAGCGCCAGGCGUACGCGGUGUUCAUGAAGGCUGGCCACCAGACUGCUGCCGAGUCCUGGGGCACUGGCCGCGCUGUGUCGCGUAUUCCCCGUGUGCCCGGUGGCGGUACCCACCGCGCCGGUCAGGGUGCCUUCGGUAACAUGUGCCGUGGUGGUCGCAUGUUCGCCCCUACCAAGGUGUGGCGCCGCUGGCACCGCAAGAUCAACGUCAACCAGAAGCGGUACGCCGUGUGCUCCGCUCUGGCUGCGUCGGCCCUGCCCGCUCUGGUGAUGGCCCGCGGCCACCGCAUUGAGCAGGUGCCCGAGGUGCCUCUGGUUCUGUCCGACGCCGUGGAGGGCGUGAAGAAGACCUCCAAGGCUCUGGAGAUCCUGAAGAAGAUUGGCGCCCUGCCCGAUGUGGAGAAGAGCAAGGACUCCAAGGCCCUGCGCUCCGGCAAGGGCAAGAUGCGCAACCGGCGCUACGUCAUGCGCAAGGGCCCCCUCGUGGUCUUUGCCAACGACGAGGGUGUCAGCAAGGCCUUCCGCAACCUGCCCGGUGUGGAGGUGACCUCGGUUGACCGCCUGAACCUGCUGCAGCUGGCGCCCGGUGGCCACCUGGGCCGCUUCUGCAUCUGGUCCAAGGCCGCGUUCGAGAAGCUGGACAAGAUCUUCGGCACUGCCACCCAGGAGUCGGAGGUCAAGAAGGGCUUCAAGCUGCCCCGCGCCUGCAUGGCCAACGGCGACCUGGCUCGCAUCAUCAACAGCGAUGAGAUCCAGAGCAUUGUCAAGCCCGCCAAGUCCGCCGGCCCCAAGCACGCGCCGCUGAAGAAGAACCCGCUGCGCAACCUGGGCGCCAUGCUCAAGCUCAACCCCUACGCCAAGGUUGCCCGCCGCGUGGAGAUCACCCGCAGCACCAAGAACGCUGCCGUCCGCGCCGAGAAGCUGGCCAAGAUUGCCAAGGGCGAGGCCUCGGGCGCCAAGAAGGACAAGGCCGUCAAGGCGAUCGGCAAGGGCUUCUACAAGAAGAUGCUUGUGGACUCCGAGUACGCCGGCGAGGACUACGACCAGUUCACUCGCUGGAUCACCGUCACCAAGCAGACCAAGACUGCCUAAGCAAGCAAUAUGCCCGCAGUUGCCUUCUACGCAGAAUCAACAGUCCUUUGCAGCUGAGGGCUGUAACUGUGUCAUUGAGCCCCUACCGUUCGGCUUGGGUGGCAUCGCUUUUUGCAUG